This is a messenger RNA of Cucurbita pepo subsp. pepo (vegetable marrow), 1584 nucleotides long. RefSeq names its product squamosa promoter-binding-like protein 16. Lineage: Eukaryota; Viridiplantae; Streptophyta; Magnoliopsida; Cucurbitales; Cucurbitaceae. The record is from RefSeq and is a predicted model, not a curated record. Gene Ontology annotation, molecular function: DNA binding. Gene Ontology annotation, cellular component: nucleus.
UUUUCUCUUUUACUCAACAGAUUUUCCCCUUCUCUCCCACCAAAAUCCCAUGGAUUUGGGUCUCUAAACAAUACAAUGCUCAACACUUCCAAAAUACCCAUUUCCAACUACAUUAUCCACUCUUCCCAAUUUCUCAGUCUAAUUUCUUCCUUCUUUUGCUUUCUCUAACUCUUCAUCCGCCCAAAUCCGAUUCCCUUUUGGUUUUUGAACCCGUUUCUCAUCUUUCUCUUUCUUCAGUUCUUCCUCUUUCAGCUUCCUCAGGUUGAAGUUGGAGCUUCACUUUUCGUUCAUCGUUCAUCGUUCAUCGUCUGGUUUCUUACUCUUAUUGAUGGAAAUUUGUAUUGGGAAUCGGUGUUGUUUAGAGAAAAGGAAAACGUUCAAAAAAAUUUAGUAUAGAAGGAAACUGAGAGUGUGUUGGAGUAGAGGAAGUUGGUUGAUGUAUUUGAGACUCAGGGGCAUUGGUCAUAUGGGGGAAGGAUCAAUGGAUGACAUGGAAGGAACUAGAGUUACUUUGAUCGAGUCGUCGUCAUCGUCUUCGAGAUUAACGAAGAGGUCACGUACCCCUUAUAACGGACCCCAAGUUCCUUCAUGUAUGGUUGAUGGCUGCAGUUCAGACCUUAGCAAGUGCAGGGACUAUCAUCGUCGCCAUAAAGUGUGCGAGUUCCAUUCUAAAACACCGAAAGUAACCAUUUGCGGUCGGGAACAACGAUUCUGCCAGCAAUGUAGCAGAUUCCAUUCUCUGGUGGAGUUUGAUGAUCGAAAACGAAGCUGUAGGAAACGUCUUGAUGGGCACAACCGACGUCGAAGAAAGCCUCAACCUGCAACGAUAAUGCUUAAUGCAGGACGAUUUCUCUAUAGCAACCAAGGUCCAAGAUUCUUACCAUUUGGUAACCAGUUACUGUCUGCUAGCAAUGAUUUGAGCUCAUCUUGGGUCGGAACGAUCAAGCCCGAGCAUAACGACGCUCUUUGCAGCAGCAACUCACAGCUCGACGAUGCUGACAGAAGAAAAAGUAUGUUUCCAGGGUUGUCGGGCUGUGAUUACAAAGAAAAACAGCCACCAUUUCUCAAUGUUGGAUCCAACAACGUUGGGAAUGUUCAGAAAGUGAUGGGAAAUGGCUGUGCUCUCUCUCUUCUGUCAACACCAGUUGAGGCUGGGGAGAUUAAUAAUCUAACCUCCAUGGUCCAAUCCAACCUCAUCCCCUCAUCCCAUUUCAUCCAUAACGAUGGUCUUGGCUUCGAGAGUGACCUCGUUAGUCCUCGUUUGGCCUCGGACGGUAGCAGCGAUGCCAACAUCCGGUGCUACUCGAUGUUCGAGGACGGACCUGAUGGAUCAUCCAUAGAUUUAUUCAGGUUUUGAAACAUGGAAGAAGAGGGCUCAUUCUUCUUGGUUCUGAAAUAGAUCUAAUCUAAUAUGGCUUAUUCUCCUCAGAAUUCAACCUUCCACUCUCUGGUUGCUUCUUUGUUUUUUUGUUCGGGGAGUUUAAGGAAUGCUUUUGUGUUGUCUGUGAAAUGUCUCUUAAAAAUGUUUUAACUUUGUUCAGACUUCAGAUUUUGAAUAUUAAUCUUCAGCCUCUAUUUAGUUCC